AUGAGUGACCAUAACCAGUUCCAAAAGCUCUUUGAUAAAAUCAAAAUAGAGAUGCAAAACCAAACCAAAGACAUAUUGUCUCAGAUGGACGAAAAGCUAUCACCGAUUAAACAAGAAUUAGAAGAAUUACGAUUGGAAAAUUUACAAUUGAAAGAUAAAUUAAAGAGUAUAGAAAAACAUCAUAAGAAAAACAACAUCAUCAUACAUGGCCUAGAAGAAGGAGAUCUACCCGAAAAUGAUCUACUAACAGAAAUCAAAGAAAAAUUCAAGACAAGCUUGGAUAUUUCCUUAGAAGACCGAGACAUUAAUAAAAUAAUGCGAUUAGGAAAAAAAGAUUUAGAAAAAAGUAGACCACGUCCAGUGUUGAUCGAGUUUGUUAACAAUUGGAAGAAAAACCAAAUUAUGAAAAAUAAAAAGCACCUCAAAGAUAUAUUUGCAACAGAAGAUUACCCUAAAGAUGUGCUUCAAAAAAGGAAACAGCUGCUGGAGCUAAUGCAUACGGAACGAAGCAAGGGAAAUUACGCAGUGAUUAUCUACGACAAACUAAUAAUCAAAGAGAACAACACCAGACAAGAAAAAAGGAAACGAGGACCAUCAAGCACUCCUCCUCCUCCUCAAGAGCAGGAAAAACCUCAAAAACAGCACUUGAAAAAAGCAAUGAAAACUAACGCCUUCGACGGCUUAAUGAGAAACAGAAAUAACCUCACCCCUACACAAGCUUCAACUUCAAACUCGUCCAGCUAG
Molecule: messenger RNA, 744 nt
Organism: Ostrinia nubilalis (European corn borer)
Lineage: Eukaryota; Metazoa; Arthropoda; Insecta; Lepidoptera; Crambidae
Exons: 1
Coding region: 1-744 (247 amino acids)
Source: RefSeq, a predicted model, not a curated record